AUGGAUACUCUUCUCACGGCCGAGAUUGUGGCCAACUCUCCUCAAUUUCGGCGCAAGUCCUCCACCUUUGUCGAUGCAAUCCAUGACUUGCCGGAGAAGGCCGAACUGGCACCAGCCCAGCUGUACAGCACAGAAUCCGGCCGACUCUUCCAUUCCGGACGCAUUGUGAUCAUCACUGUCGGUUUGCCCGCGCGCGGGAAAACGUACGUCCAUUCCCGCAACUAUGAACAUCGUCCAAGACGACUGAUCCAGGACAUUUUCGAUAGACAUAUUUCCGUAGCUCUAGCCCGGUACCUUCGAUGGCUUGGGGUCAAAACCAGAAUCUUCCACCUGGGUGACUACCGUCGUGCCACAAUCCCCUUUGGCGAGGAUAUGCCUGAUGACUACUUUUUCGUCAACGCGACUGCAUCAUCCGUUCUUCUGCGCCAGAAGAUUGUGAGAAAAUGUCGAGAAGACAUCUAUCACUUUUUGAAUAAUGAAAAGGGGCAAAUUGCCAUUUAUGAUGCCGUGAAUCCGUUGGCCUCCGGGCGGCGCUCACUAGCGAAGGAAUUUGCAAAGCAUGACAUCGAGACAUUAUUCAUCGAGUCUUGGUGCGACGAUGAACGCAUUAUCGAGGAAAACGUUCGCAGGGUGAAGAUAUCUUCUCCUGACUAUGUUGGAUGGAACUCUGAGGAUGCUAUCAAGCACUAUCUGGCACGCAUCUCCUCUCGAAUCCCCCAGUUUCAGACCAUGGAAGAAAAGGAUUUGAAUUACAUCAAGAUGAUGAACGCAGGCGAGCGAUUGAUCGUGAACAACUGCAGCUUUGGGUAUUUGUCCAACCGCAUCGUGUUCUAUCUUUUGAACCUCCACAUCAAGUCACGACGGACUUACUUUGCGCGGGCUGGUGUGUCAGUAGAGGCAGACUCUUAUAAGGCAGAUGUUUCUUUGUCCGAACAGGGAGAAGACUACGCCAAGAAAAUGACCGAAUGCCUACUCGCUCACAGAGAAUUGGAGAAGCAGGCACUGCUCGAUCGAGGCGAACCAGAGCCUGAGUUGAGACCAUUGAAGGUCUGGACAUCUACAAGACGCAGAACGGUCGAGACAGCACAGUACCUCUAUGAGAAUGGCUACAAAGUCCAGCAAAGGUCUCAGAUGAGUCAACUAAAACCGGGAGUCUGCGAGAAAAUGUCCGAGAAGCGGAUCCGACAGGAAUACCCGGAUGAGGUUGCCAAACAUGAACUGGACCCUUACCACCACCGGUAUCCUCGUGCAGAAUCAUAUCAUGAUCUCGCCGUUCGUCUGGAGCCCAUCAUCCUGGAGCUGGAGAGGGAGCAGAAUGACUUACUUAUCAUUGCACACGAAAGCGUACUGAGAGUUUUGUACGGCUACUUGAUGGCCUGCAACGCGGCAGACAUUCCAUUCUUAGAAUUCCCCCGGGACGAGAUCAUUGAGAUCAUUCCGGAAAGCUAUCAGAACGAGGCGCAGAGGAUCCACAUUCCCGAUCUGCCUGAAAGUAUAGUGCCAGACUCCCCCGAGGACUUGAAGAUUCCGGUACCCCCAAGCGGAAUGAUAUCGCCUAUUCAAGGACUGGGCAGCCCGCCGUCCGGCCUUGCAACUCCGGCGAGUGGACUCCGAACCCCCAGUGGACUUCGCACACCUCGUGAGCUCACACAGCAGCACGUCGAAGAUGUCGUCUAG
Messenger RNA from Penicillium lagena, 1677 nucleotides. RefSeq names its product bifunctional fructose-2,6-bisphosphate 2-phosphatase/6-phosphofructo-2-kinase. Gene Ontology annotation, cellular component: cytosol. The transcript has 10 exons. Gene Ontology annotation, biological process: fructose 2,6-bisphosphate metabolic process; fructose metabolic process. Gene Ontology annotation, molecular function: ATP binding; fructose-2,6-bisphosphate 2-phosphatase activity; 6-phosphofructo-2-kinase activity. The record is from RefSeq and is a predicted model, not a curated record. The coding region runs from base 1 to 1677 and encodes 558 amino acids. NCBI's taxonomy places the organism in Eukaryota, Fungi, Ascomycota, Eurotiomycetes, Eurotiales, Aspergillaceae.